UUCUUCCUCCCUCCUCCUCCCACCCCCACGUCCACCACUACCUCCAGCCCUCCUCUCCCUCCAGGCCUCCACGGCGUCGCGCGUCGGACUGCACGUCCGCCCAUUCCACUCCCUCCCGCCCGCUGGAUGCGCCCGGGCUGGCGGCGGGCCCGUCCGAGCCUGCGGCGGUACGUGCCACCACCACCAGCGGCGGCGGCGGAGUGCGGCCACCCCGGCAUCCGCGGCGGCAGCGGGAAGCCAUCCAGCCACGGCGAUGUGGGAGCGCAGAAGGUCGUAGCAAGGUGGUUUCCUUGAUUCGUGAAUCCUUCGAUCAAGGAUGGAGCGCCGGGCUUUGCUCCUCGGGGUGGCCCUGGCCUUUCUGCUGGCCUCCGGCUCCCAGGGCUUGAACCAUGAAGGAUGGCUUCUCCUGGAGCUGAAGAGCCAGAUAGUCGACACCCUCCACCACCUGGAUAGCUGGAACGCGAGGGAUCCAACACCAUGCGCGUGGAGGGGUGUCAACUGCUCGUCGGCGCCAACUCCAGCGGUGGUGUCUCUCGACCUCAACAACAUGAACCUGUCAGGCACCGUCGCGCCUAGCAUUGGCGGCUUGACUGAGCUGACGCGGCUCGAUCUAUCCUUCAAUGGAUUCUAUGGUCCCAUCCCUGCACAGAUUGGGAAUUUGUCGAACCUGGAGGUUCUUAACUUGUUCAACAACAACUUCAUCGGUAUAAUUCCCCCUGAGGUCGGGAAGCUGGCUAAGCUGGUCACGCUUAAUCUGUGCAACAACAAGCUCCAUGGUCCGAUACCUGAUGAGAUUGGUAAUAUGGUAUCACUUCAGGACUUGGUAGGGUACAGUAAUAAUCUCACUGGUUCACUACCUCAUUCACUCGGCAAGUUGAAGAACCUGAAAAAUAUUCGGUUAGGCCAGAAUCUUAUAUCAGGCAACAUUCCUGUUGAGAUAGGUGAAUGCCUGAAUAUAACUGUGUUUGGUCUUGCACAGAACAAUUUGGAGGGUCCUUUACCUAAAGAGAUUGGCAGGUUGAGUUUCAUGACUGACUUAAUCCUAUGGGGGAACAAGCUUUCAGGUGUUAUUCCGCCUGAGAUAGGGAACUGUACAAGUCUUGGCACAAUUGCCCUCUAUGAUAAUAAUCUAGUUGGUCCCAUACCUGCAACAAUUGGGAACAUCACGAAUCUUCAGAAGCUAUACCUUUACAUGAACUCAUUAAAUGGUACAAUUCCAUCUGACAUUGGGAAUCUUUCUCUUGCACAAGAGAUUGACUUUUCAGAGAAUUUCUUAACUGGAGGGAUACCGAAAGAGUUGGGCAACAUACCAGGCUUGUAUUUGCUCUACCUCUUCCAGAACCAGCUUACAGGCUCUAUUCCUACAGAGUUGUGUGGGCUGAGAAACUUGAGUAAACUUGAUCUAUCGAUCAAUUUACUCACUGGUCCGAUUCCAGCUGGAUUUCAGUACAUGAGAAAUCUAAUCCAAUUGCAACUCUUCAACAAUAAACUCACAGGCAACAUACCUCCAAGGUUUGGCAUUUAUAGCCGACUUUGGGUGGUGGAUUUCUCAAACAACAGUAUUACUGGGCAGAUACCGAAAGAUCUUUGCAGGCAGUCAAACCUUAUUUUGUUGAAUUUGGGGUCUAACAUGCUUACAGGGAACAUUCCCCAUGGAAUCACAAACUGUAAACCAUUGGUGCAGCUUCGUCUUGGCAACAACAGUCUGACAGGAAGCUUCCCUACUGAUCUCUGCAAUCUGGUAAAUUUGACAACAGUUGAGCUGGGUCGAAACAAAUUUAGUGGCCCAAUUCCUCCUCAGAUAGGCAAUUGCAAGUCUCUGCAAAGGCUAGACCUUACAAAUAAUUAUUUCACGUCAGAAUUGCCUCGAGAAAUUGGUAAUUUGUCAAAACUCGUUGUCUUCAAUAUCUCAUCUAACAAACUAGGAGGAAACAUACCACUGGAAAUUUUCAAUUGUACAGUGUUGCAACGACUUGAUCUCAGCCAGAAUAGCUUUGAAGGUUCGUUGCCAAAUGAAGUUGGUAGACUGCCACAACUAGAGCUGCUAUCUUUUGCUGAUAAUAAGCUAACUGGACGGAUACCGCCCAUUCUUGGUAAACUAUCACAUUUGACAGCACUGCAGAUUGGUGGCAACCAGUUAUCUGGUGAAAUCCCAAAGGAGUUGGGUUUGCUGUCAAGCUUGCAGAUUGCCUUGAAUUUGAGCUACAACAACCUCUCUGGCAACAUUCCAUCAGAGCUUGGUAACCUUGCACUGUUGGAAAGUUUAUUUCUUAAUAACAACAAGCUGACUGGUGAAAUCCCAACUACAUUUGCCAAUCUGUCCAGUUUACUUGAGCUCAAUGUCUCCUACAAUUAUCUCACUGGUGCCCUCCCGCCAAUACCACUUUUUGAUAAUAUGGCUGUGUCCUGUUUUGUUGGAAAUAAAGGACUAUGUGGUGGACAACUUGGUAGAUGUGGAUCCCAGUCAUCAUCUAUUUCCCAGUCAUCCAAUUCAGUCAGUCCUCCUUUGGGCAAGAUCAUAGCAAUUGUUGCGGCUGUCAUUGGAGGGAUUUCACUUAUUCUUAUUGCAAUAAUUGUGUACCAUAUGAGAAAACCAAUGGAGACAGUAGCACCCUUGCAAGACAAGCAACUUUUUUCAGCUGGUUCUAACAUGCAUGUUUCUGCUAAGGAUGCAUAUACAUUUCAGGAAUUGGUCACUGCUACAAAUAACUUUGAUGAGAGUUGUGUUAUUGGAAGGGGAGCUUGUGGGACGGUGUACAGAGCCAUCCUGAAGGCUGGACAGACAAUUGCAGUAAAGAAGCUUGCUUCUAACAGGGAAGGGAGCAACACAGACAACAGCUUUCGUGCAGAGAUUCUGACUCUUGGAAAGAUAAGACAUCGUAACAUUGUGAAGCUGUACGGUUUUAUAUAUCACCAAGGUUCCAACCUUCUACUCUACGAGUACAUGUCAAGAGGCAGUCUUGGUGAGCUACUUCAUGGACAAUCAUCUUCUUCACUUGAUUGGGAGACACGCUUCAUGAUAGCUCUUGGAGCGGCUGAAGGGCUUUCGUAUUUGCAUCACGAUUGCAAGCCUCGCAUCAUCCACCGUGAUAUCAAAUCCAAUAACAUUUUACUUGAUGAGAACUUUGAAGCCCAUGUUGGUGAUUUUGGGUUGGCAAAGGUGAUUGACAUGCCAUACUCGAAGUCAAUGUCCGCAAUUGCAGGUUCAUACGGCUAUAUAGCCCCAGAAUAUGCUUAUACCAUGAAGGUUACUGAAAAAUGUGACAUAUAUAGCUAUGGAGUCGUGUUGCUGGAGCUGCUAACUGGGCGUGCACCUGUGCAACCCUUGGAACAGGGAGGUGAUCUAGUAACAUGGGUGAAAAACUACAUCAGGGACAAUUCUUUAGGUCCAGGGAUACUUGAUAAAAAUUUGGAUUUAGAAGACCAUAGCGUCGUCGAUCAUAUGAUCGAGGUCUUGAAAAUUGCCUUGGUAUGUACUAGCUUGUCUCCAUACGAUAGACCACCGAUGCGUCAUGUUGUAGUUAUGCUAAGCGAGACUAAAGAUAGGACCAGGGUGAGCUCUGCCUCCUCACCUGCCUCUGAUGAUUCUUCAAAGAAGGAUAGCUCAUUCGCCCCUCUCUUGGCGGCCAUUGCCAUUGGAUGCCACAGAAAAAGUUGGCAAUGGACGGUGACUUUCCAACAGAUCGGCGCGUCAGCCUUUCGUCACAGCUUCAGAGCACAAGCGGCAUCAGUCGCCGGCGGCUCAGUGGAAGUGCUUGAGUCCACUCCACCCACCCACGCACCCAACAGAUCAGCGCCUCCAUCCAUCGCCAUGGCGUCGGAAGAGAAGGUAAGCCCACACGUCAUCCUCUUCCCUUUCCUGGCGCACGGCCACGUCCCCGCCUUCCUCCGCCUGGCCGACCUCCUCCGCGCGCGCCGCCCGGGGCUCGAUGUCACGCUCGUCUCCACCCCGCGCAUCCUGGGCUCCCUCUCCCUCCCGCCGGCGUCCCCUCCCCUGCGCCUCCACGCGCUCCCCUUCUCGCCCGCCGACCACGGCCUGCCCCCGGGCGCCGAGUCCCUCGCCGACAUCCAGGUCCACCAGUUCAUCACCUUCUUCCAGGCCUCCGAGUCGCUCCGCCCCGCGUUCGAGGAGUUCCUCUCGGGCUUCGGUUCCCGUUCCCCGGUCUGCAUCGUCUCCGACGCCUUUUUCGGGUGGACGGCCGACGUCGCGCGCGCGCGGGGCGCGCCCCACGCCGUGUUCCUCCCGGGCGGCGCGUUCGGCAACGCCGUGUUCUUCUCCGUGUGGGAGCACCUCCCGCACGCCCGCACGGCCGCCGACGAGUUCCCGCUGCCGGACUUCCCGGGCGUCGUGCUCCACCGCACGCAGAUCCCGAGGUACAUGCUCCCCGCGACGGGGGCGGACCCCUGGACGGCCUUCUUCCGGCGCGUCAUCGCCUUCUGCCGCAAGACCGACGCGGUCCUCGUCAACACCGUCCGGGAGCUGGAACCCUCCGGCCUCAACAUGCUCCGAAGAAGCCUCGGCGUCCAGCCGAGGCCGAUAGGGCCGGUCCUCGCGGCGCCGGCCCCGUCGGACUCGCGGGACGACGCCAGCAUCUUCCGGUGGCUGGACGCGCACCCGCCGCGCUCGGUGCUGUACAUAUCCUUCGGGUCGCAGAACAGCAUCAGCGCGGAUCAGAUGAGGGAGCUCGCGCUGGCGCUGGAGGCGAGCGGCCGCCGCUUCCUCUGGGCGCUCCGGCCGCCGCUGGGGUCCGACGCGAAGGGCGCGUUCGAUCCCGAGUGGCUCCCGGCCGGCUUCGAGGAGCGAGCGGCGCGGGCGAGCGCGGGGCUGGUGGUGCGCGGGUGGGCGCCGCAGGUGCGGGUCCUGGCGCACCCGUCGACGGGCGCGUUCCUGACCCACUGCGGGUGGAACUCCGUCCUCGAGAGCCUCUCCCGCGGCGUGCCGCUGCUCGGGUGGCCGCUGGGCGCCGAGCAGUUCUUCAACGCGAAGCUCGUGGCCGAGUGGGGCGUCUGCGUGGAGGUGGCUAGGGGCAACUUGGAGAGCUCGGCGGUGGAUAAGGAGAAGGUUGCGGGGGCCGUGCGGACGGUGAUGGGGGAGAAUGCGACGGGCGAUGAGAUGAGGAGAAAGGCGGCGGCGAUCGCGCGCGCCAUGGCGGCCGCGUGGGAGGCGCCUGGCGGGUCGGCGGCGGAGAGCUUGGAAGGGUUCCUGAGGUGCGUCGAGGCGUCCGUGCGCCGGUAUGCCCCGCUUUGAGAUUGGUGCGCUAGUAACCGGCACCUCUGUAACGUCCAACUGUCCAAGCCGUGGGUCAUUGUUGUUGCGUCUCCAAGCAGGGAAAGGAGGCAAACCUUGAUGCAUUUCACUGUCCAUCCGAUCUGUAUAGGCAAAGAUAUGCCGCACUCAACUUUUCAUUGG
Panicum virgatum (switchgrass) is the source of this 5410-nucleotide messenger RNA. RefSeq names its product probable leucine-rich repeat receptor-like protein kinase At5g63930. Gene Ontology annotation, cellular component: plasma membrane. Lineage: Eukaryota; Viridiplantae; Streptophyta; Magnoliopsida; Poales; Poaceae. The coding region runs from base 317 to 5248 and encodes 1643 amino acids. The record is from RefSeq and is a predicted model, not a curated record. The transcript is spliced from 4 exons. Gene Ontology annotation, biological process: protein phosphorylation; hormone-mediated signaling pathway. Gene Ontology annotation, molecular function: ATP binding; UDP-glycosyltransferase activity; protein binding.